This is a messenger RNA of Meira miltonrushii, 624 nucleotides long. Its product is annotated as PSP1-domain-containing protein. The record is from RefSeq and is a predicted model, not a curated record. The transcript has a single exon. The annotation marks the transcript as partial. Gene Ontology annotation, cellular component: cytoplasm. Lineage: Eukaryota; Fungi; Basidiomycota; Exobasidiomycetes; Exobasidiales; Brachybasidiaceae.
CCGCAAGAAAAUGCAUCGUCGAACUUGCAAGACUUAGGCAAAGGAGUUCCUUUGCAAAUGUUACCUCGUGAUACACCAUUGUAUAUCGUGGAAUUCAAACAAGGAAGGACUGAUUUGUACUUUAAACAAUCACAACAAGGAGGUGAAGGAGAUAUCUGUAAAGGUGAUUUGGUUAUUGUGGAAGCUGAUCGCGGAAAGGAUUUAGGAUCUGUAAUCAAUGAUUCCAUUACUGUUGAUCAAGUACAAACAUUUUUAGCUCAUCAAGCCGAAUUGGCAGCCGGUGGACAAUCGGAUGGCGUUCAUCCAGCUGCGAUGACAUUAUCACGUUUAACGAGAUCCGUUAAUCCAAAAAGAUUAUUUGCAAAAGCAGGUCCAUCAGAUACAAGUUUAUUACAUGCAAAAGCACAAGAUGAAGAACGUGCUUUAACUUUAUGCACUACAAAAGUAAAUCAACGUGGAUUACCUAUGAGCGUUGUUGCUGCAGAAAUGCAAUGGGAUCGUAGAAAGUUGACAUUUUAUUAUACUGCUACUCAAAGGGUCGAUUUUCGUGAUUUGGUGAAAGAAUUAUUUCGAUUGUACAAAACUAGGAUUUGGAUGUGUCAUCUCAGUCAUCCGAGCAAUGCA